Messenger RNA from Stomoxys calcitrans (stable fly), 987 nucleotides. RefSeq names its product vesicle-associated membrane protein 7 (gene Vamp7). The transcript is spliced from 5 exons. The record is from RefSeq and is a predicted model, not a curated record. Gene Ontology annotation, cellular component: SNARE complex; membrane. NCBI's taxonomy places the organism in Eukaryota, Metazoa, Arthropoda, Insecta, Diptera, Muscidae. Gene Ontology annotation, molecular function: SNARE binding; SNAP receptor activity. Bases 228 to 887 code for a protein of 219 amino acids. Gene Ontology annotation, biological process: exocytosis; vesicle fusion.
AGAAAUAGUCGAAUAAUCGGCUUGUUUGUAUUGUUUCGGGGAAUGCAAGGAAAAACAAUAAAACUAUUUAGUUAUUCAAAACAGCCAUUGGAAUAAAGAAAACAAGUGUUUUUUUUUUCUCUUGUAUGCAUUUCGUUUAUGUUUGGAUAGGGAAGUUAUAAUCGUGAGUGCCCAUAAGAAAAAAAAAAAACAAAGAAAGUCGGGCCUCCUUUGUUGCCGUUUUCAUCAUGCCUAUUCUAUAUUCCGUAAUAUCCCGUGGUGUCACGGUCCUGGCGAAAUACGCAGAGUGCGUUGGCAAUUUUGCUGAAGUAACCGAUCAGAUAAUAUCCAAAAUAACGCUGGACAACCACAAGCUGACCUACUCUCACGGCGACUACUUGAUUCACUAUGUGUGUGAAAAUAAGUUGAUAUACAUGUGCAUCACAGAUAGUGAAUUUGAACGAGCUCGUGCUUUCUUGUUUCUAUCUGAUAUUAAGCAAAAGUUUAUACACACGUAUGGCUUGCAGGUGGCCACAGCAAUUGCAUACGCUAUGAACACUGAGUUCUCCAAAGUCCUUGCUCAACAAAUGACAUUCUUCAGCCAAUCUCUAGAGGUAGAUGCGAUUUCAAGAGUGCAUGGCCAAAUUGACGAACUGAAGGACAUUGUAGUUAAAAAUAUUGACAAUCUCAGAGAUCGCGGAGAGAAACUGGAACUACUUGUUAAUAAAACCGAAAAUUUGAGCAAUAAUUCUGUAGCAUUCCGCAAAGCAUCUCGUAAUCUCGCUCGUCAAAUGUUUUGGAAGAGCAUGCGUCUAUACGUUGUGGUUGUUGCUAUUAUAAUUUUCGUCGUUUACGUUAUUGGCAGCAUGAUUUGCGGAGGCCUGGAUUGGCACUCAUGCUUCGGCUAAGGCCAUUUUCUCUGACUUCACUGUGGGGUUUGACGACAAUUAUACUAUUAUAUUACUAUAUUAUAGCUAUUUUUAAAUAAACGCAUUAGUUAUCAUUUUA